Messenger RNA from Galleria mellonella (greater wax moth), 3095 nucleotides. RefSeq lists its product as uncharacterized. Lineage: Eukaryota; Metazoa; Arthropoda; Insecta; Lepidoptera; Pyralidae. Bases 1542 to 2930 code for a protein of 462 amino acids. The record is from RefSeq and is a predicted model, not a curated record. Gene Ontology annotation, molecular function: DNA binding. The transcript has 3 exons.
GCACCGGGUUUAAACCCGGUGCUUUGGUAAAAACCCAAUAAACACCCAUAAACUCCCAUAAUCACCCAAAAAAAUAGGUUUUUACGUAUUUUUUUGAAAAUAUGUAAGUAAUACCAAUAAAUUAUUUUUAUAAAUUGUAUUGAUCAAUUCUACAAUAUUAAAUAAAACGUUAACUAAUAAUAUUUCAGGAAAUUUUAAAAAUCUAUAUAUAAUAAAAUGAAAGUAAUUAAUUUUCAGUGUUUUCAUGUUGCAGUUGAUCAACAUGUUGGCCUUUUGCUUCCCGUAGAUACUUUAAAAUUUCUUCAUAACACCUCGUUCGCACACAUGGCCGUAUAUAUUUAAAUUCUUGAGCCACUAACAGUCCGAAAUACUCAUUUCUUUUAUCCUCUUCUCCAUAAAUUAAGCAUUUAGAACAGUUUGUUUCUUCUUUCAGUAAAUUUUCUUUUACUUUAUCCUCGUUUUUUUCUUUGUUGCGACGACGCUGGGUAAAUCAUCUGGACACUGGGUCUCACUAUCGCCAAAUAUAUUUGGAGAUCGGCUUCGGCUACGGCUUGGCAGACAUUUUUUUCUUUCUACAAUUUUAAAUUAAAUUUAUUAGAAUAAAUGCUUCGAACACACGCGAUCUAAGUACCUUUUUUGUUUAUUAUACCUUACCUACCUAGGUAUAAAAAGAGUACUUACGUAGAUUUUCUUUUAUUAACUGUUUUAUACGAAGAUCUUGAUCUCUCAAAUUAGCAUCCAUUUUACUUCCAGUGAUUAUCAACUAAAUUAAUAAUCCACAAAGUAUUAAAUAACGUUUUUAUGAAAUAUUUAGCACAAAAACAAUACCCUUUAAAUAUCGAUCGUCAGUAACUGUGGCUGACUUACCUAUAUUCUAGCAAGCAGGACUGCCAGAUGUGAAGGGGAAAUCCCCAAUAAAUUGUUGCAUGUGACUGAUGAUGUGAGCAUGUUCGUUUCAUAAUAAAAAUGUUGCCAGGUAACCAAAAAGUCGUAUGUUUUUGUGCGAAUUACGAUCAUAAUCUUUACGAUCGUACAUUAAAAAAUAGACAAAUAAUAGUAUGAGUACGAUUUAAAUCGUAUAUCUGUCAACCCUGCUAGCAAGACAGCGACAAAAUCACGUUGCAUAACAAUGUAGCCCAAGCUUAUAUCUUAUGAAAUAUACGGAAGAGAUACGGACUUAGAAAAAACAGAAAUGUUGUUCUUUGUGGAAGUCAUUGAUGAAAUUCUAUGUAUUUUAGCCCGCAAACUUUCUUCAAACAAAAACAGCGCCAUCUAGUAUCGAGUUCUGUAAUUAUCUCUUUGUUUAUGGAUUUGAAGUAAGACCGCCACGCAUGCAAUACAUUAUGACUGGGGAUUCCCCUAUUCGUCGACGCUGAAUAUGAGGCGACGACAAUCACUGUCAAACGUGUUCACUAUUACUCUGACUCUGGUAACGUGACUUCCUGGUAACGUGUUAGGUAGGAAAAGCAGUAAAAAAGUGCAUAUUAAGGGAGCAGAUUUGAAAUAAUAUUUAUACUUAACAAGAAAUAAUUAAAGGUUCAAUGGGGAGACCUAAAGAUUUACGCAUAUGGGAGCACUACCGUACUUUACCAAACAAGUCUGUUUCUUGCAAGCUUUGUAAUAAGGUCUACAAAUUCAGUAAUGCUGCCAAAAUGCUUCAACAUCUUAUCACUUGUCCAAAAUCUCCAGAAACAUUAAAAGACUCUAUGAAACUUAUAAAAGAUAGCUCGUCCAAAACCAAAAUGUCUGGACUGUCAGAGAUAGAGACAAAUGAUUCUUUUAUAAGCCCCUCGUCGUCUGCUAACACUACAAUAAAUGCUGAGUUUCAAGACACCGAUGAUCAUAUAAAAACAGAAUUAGCGAGAGCUAUAUUUGUAACAGGGACGCCAUUAUCGAUGGUGCAACAUCCUUUAUGGAUACAAUUUUUCGAAAAAUUGCAACCAAAAUUUAAAAUACCUUCACGUAAAGCUUUAGCGACAAAAUACUUAGAUAAAAUAUAUAGAGAAAUGCGUUUUGAGUUAAAUGAGGAACUAAAUGCUUGUAGUUACUUACACCUUCAGUGCGAUGGCUGGUCUAAUUUAAGAAAUGAAGGAAUAAUAAACUUUCUUAUAUCAAAACCUCAACCUGCAUACGUUAAAAGUUUGAAUACAGAAAGUAAUCCUCACACUAGUGAAUACCUUAGCCAAGAAGUUGAAAAAGUAAUGAAAGUGUAUGGAGCAAAUAAGUUUCUUGUACUUAUUGGCGAUAACGCUAGAAAUAUACAAAAGGCAUUCGAAUUAACAAAACUCAAAUAUCCACAUGUUGUUCCUCUCGGUUGCUGUGCACAUAUCCUUAACUUGUUGUGCCAAGAUAUUGUAAAGAUACAAGAAGUAACUGUGUUUAUUAUGCAAGCCAUAAAUAUAAUAAAAACUGUUAAAAGGAGUCAACGAUUAAGUUCCUUGUUGAUAAAAUCAAGGCAGGGUGAAGAUUCUACACAAACACUAAAAUUGCCUUGUGCUACAAGAUGGGGAAGUCAUGUUACUUCGUUAAAAAGUUUGAAAGCAAAUAAGAUAGCUUUGCAAAUAUUAACAGUUAGAGAAGAUGUGGUAAUUUCAAGAGAUAUUAAAGAUUUAAUUCUAAGUGAUGAUUUCUGGACGAAGACAGGGGAAUGUAUAAGUAUUUUGGAACCAGUCACUGAAAGCAUAUUUUACUUAGAGAGCGACCAGAAUCGUUUGCAUCGCACAUACAUUACAUUUAGAGAUGUACAAGCUAAGAUACGUUUUGCAUUAAAUGAGAUUUCGACAUUGAGCGAAGAAAGCAAACAGCAGAUUCUAACAUCAGUAUCUUCAAGAUGCAAUAUGGCAAUGAGGCCAAUACAUUUUGCAGCAUAUAUUCUAGACCCCAGGACUCUAGGAGUCGAACUUACUCAAGAGGAAGAACUUAAGGGUUAGUCCUCGCUCGGCUAUGAGCAUUGAAUUAUUGCGAAGCAUUAUUAUUGCAGAAGAAGCAGAGCAUUAUUGCGAAGAAGAGCCUCGUCAACAAUCCACUAUAAUAAUGAAAACCACGAUACUCUCUUGAAAGAGUUUUCAAGAGAGUAUAACUGAAGAGAGAGAAAU